Messenger RNA from Apiotrichum porosum, 1356 nucleotides. RefSeq lists its product as uncharacterized. Lineage: Eukaryota; Fungi; Basidiomycota; Tremellomycetes; Trichosporonales; Trichosporonaceae. The transcript is spliced from 4 exons. The record is from RefSeq and is a predicted model, not a curated record. The coding region runs from base 1 to 1356 and encodes 451 amino acids.
AUGGUCUCCGAGCGGUACCGAGCGGCACCCCGUGCUUGUCUUCAUCCGUGUGGAUGUGGGUCAUGUGUCAAUGUCAGCCCAGAGCUGUGCGGAGGUGGAUAUGUCGUUGGGUUAGCAGUGUGCGCUGCUCAACGGUAUGUGCCUGUCUUCACCGGCCCAAGCGAGGCGAGCCUUGCACCGGCCAUGUUCCGAGAGGCACCGACCUCUGGGACCGAGAUUGGUGAUGUGGAUAGUAGUAUUGGUGAUACAGAGGCCGGGGUUUCAAGGUCAUGUGGAUCAGUGGCGGUUGCUUUUGGUAUUUUUGUUAUCUCCUUCCGUCCCGUCCUUCCGUUUGCCGUGCGGUUCAUUCCGAGGGUGUACAUGUCGGUCAAGUGGAGUGUGCUUGCGGAAAUUCCUUUCCCGCACUACCUCGCGGUGCUGGAAGGUUCGCACGCUGGAAGGGGUCCGCUGCAGUCACAGAUCGACCGCGGCGAGUUCGGUGUGUACCUCGCCGCGCGCUCUCGUUUGCGCGAGCCGGCGGCCCAACCCCCGCCCCCGGGUACGCUUCCACCACCCCAACCCGUCCCCACCCUCCGGCCGUACAGGCGCGAUCCUGCGCCGUAUGCCAUUGUCAGCCCCCCAUUUGGCACCGCCCAUGUGGCCGAACCCGCUACUCGUCCUCCCCUGAGGAGCGGUGUGGCCGUCAUGAGGCCAGCCGCCAUCAUCACCCCUUCCCCAUCCCCAGCCCCUUCGCGGCCGGUGCCACUGCGCCCGUUCCCAGCGGCCGGUGCUCUUGGUCGAGUCCAGACCUACAUAGACAGCCGCUACAGCAACAUCAAGGCGGCGACGGCGUCGAGCUCGACUGAUGUCGUUGCCGCGCCUGCCUCGGCAGCCACAGGCGCCAACACCACCGCCAACCCCAAACGCCUUCAAGGAACUCAGCUCAUCACUGCGAAGCGUGUGAUCGCCCAGCUCACCGGCCCGGGACGGCCAGCGAGGGUGCGGGGAUCGCGUGUCUGCCUCUUCGGCGGCACGAAGCGCGGCGCGGGUCGCCUCGAUCUCCCUACCUCGUUCGUCGCCAAGCUCGACGAGCGUCUUGAUGCUUUCUACCGGCGCAACCGCACCUCCUGCGCUACGCACGAAGUCCUCUGGACUGUCCAGGGCGACCUGACACCUCAGUCGGUCACUUUGACCGCCACAGUUGUUAGCAGGGCACUGUGCUCGGGGUGUUCGGAGUCAGGGUCAGACUCCGAACACGUUUUGCCCGUUGCCCGAACAUGUUUCUUCUUCUCUCUCGCCGACUUCCCCAAGCCAAAACAGUUCAAAAACAGGGUCAAGACCUUGGCCAUGUACCAGCGCGCAGCCAACGUUGACUAG